AUGUGGGGCAGUAACUCAAUUUCAUGUGGCUUUUGCUCUAAUAGGCAGUGUAUGUGCCACACAUCCAGGGUGCCUUAUUUAUGCAUGAACUCCAUAAACCAGUACUUUCACGAUAAUGCACUGCUGAGUUCAACUAGUUUCCAAAAUUACCCAAAUCCCCCUGAAAAUGCCAUCUAUGGCUUUGCUCAUGCUAGCAAUACUGUUAAUCCACUUUUUCAUACUGACAAUGAUCAUGAAUCUGGUGAGCAAAUAGAAACAAACGAAACUGGUUCUUGGUUGCUGCCCAAUCCAAACACUAAUCAGACUGGUGGGUCCUUAAACCUUCCAAGUUACUGCUCCUGGACUGGAAAUCAGGAUCAAAGUAAGUUUGAUCACAUGCAGAAUCAGGGUAUUCAGGUAAAUUACAAUGAAGAUUAUGGUCAAUCUUCUAGGGAAGGGAUGGUGGAGAAACAAGAACAGCAAUCAAUGUUCUCCCAGGGAAUUCAGAAUGAUCAUCCCACCUUUGCAAGUUCAUUUUAUGAAACUGGUGAGCAAAUCACAACAAAUGAAACCAAUACUUUGCUGCCCAAUCCUUACAUUAAUCAGAUUAAUGGGUCCUUGAAUCUUACAAGUUACUGUCCGUUGACCGGAAAUCAGGAUCAUGGUCUGGUUGAUCACAAUGCAAAUUAUGUUCGCUUUUCUAGGGAAGGGUUGGAGGAGCAACAAGAACAUAUAUUAAAGUUAUCUCAAGGGAUUCAGAGUGAUUACUCGACAUUUCCAAGUUUAUUUUAUGUAAGGUUUUCCACAUAA
Helianthus annuus (common sunflower) is the source of this 789-nucleotide messenger RNA. RefSeq lists its product as uncharacterized. The coding region runs from base 1 to 789 and encodes 262 amino acids. The transcript is spliced from 2 exons. The record is from RefSeq and is a predicted model, not a curated record. NCBI's taxonomy places the organism in Eukaryota, Viridiplantae, Streptophyta, Magnoliopsida, Asterales, Asteraceae.